AUGAAGCUCAACACAGCUGCUAUGCGCUACUUGACUAGCGAAGACUUCCGCGUACUCACUGCGACUGAGAUGGGAUCUAAGAACCACGAAGUCGUCCCUACAACUCUCAUCACUCAAAUUUCAGGUCUACGCGGUGGAUCAGGUGUGGGAAAUUCUAUAUCCGAGCUCGCGAAGGCAAAUCUGAUUGCCCGUGUCAAGAAUGCUAGCUAUGACGGAUACCGGUUGACAUACGGUGGAUACGACUAUCUUGCAAUCAAAGCAUUCUCCAAUCGCAAAACUAUCUACUCAGUCGGGAAUCAAAUAGGAGUUGGCAAGGAGUCAGACAUCUACGUCGUUGCUGAUGAGCGCUCUCGAAAGCGGGUGCUGAAAAUUCACAGACUCGGUCGGAUAUCGUUCAGAAGCGUCAAGAAUAACAGAGAUUAUCUGCGAAAUCGACAAUCGGCAUCUUGGAUGUACCUCUCCCGUCUUGCAGCUCAAAAAGAAUACGCUUUCAUGAAAGCUCUUUACGAUAACGGUUUUCCGGUACCUGAGCCGAUUGAUCAGUCAAGACAUUGUAUCGUGAUGUCGCUGAUUCCAGGAUUUCCAAUGCGCCAACUAUCAUCACACGAGGACCCAUCAACCCUCUACUCAUCUCUCAUGGCCUUUAUAGUGCGUCUCGCGAACCACGGAUUAAUUCACUGUGAUUUCAACGAGUUCAACAUCAUGAUCCUCGACAAACCUCCUUCAGAUGAUGCACAGUUCGUUGUUAUUGAUUUCCCCCAAUGUGUUUCAAUAGAUCAUGUUGAUGCAGAGCGGUUCUUCAAGCGUGAUGUUGAUUGCAUUCGGCGAUUCUUUGAAAGAAAAUUAGGAUAUGUGGCAGAAGAGUAUCCCAAUUUCAAGCGAGAUGUCAGCAGAGUCGGAAAACUAGAUAUCGACGUCCAAGCAUCAGGAUUUAGUAAGAAAAUGGUCAAGGAGUUUGAAAAGGCUCUAUCCGAAUCUCGAGAGAAAGGCGAAGAUGAAUAUCCGGCCGAGUCCGCAUCAGAUGGAUCAGAUACCGACGAAGUUUCCGAGGGUCACGAAGAUGAGGAGGAAGAUGAAGAGGAGAACGAGGGUGAGGGCGACAGCAGCAGUGUGGAAGAAUCGGAUGCUAAAGAAGUACUUGAGAUCUCUUCAAAUGGGAGGCAAGUGUCCUAA
Molecule: messenger RNA, 1173 nt
Organism: Myxozyma melibiosi
Lineage: Eukaryota; Fungi; Ascomycota; Lipomycetes; Lipomycetales; Lipomycetaceae
Product: RIO1 family-domain-containing protein
Exons: 4
Coding region: 1-1173 (390 amino acids)
Biological process (GO): maturation of SSU-rRNA; protein phosphorylation
Cellular component (GO): preribosome, small subunit precursor; nucleus; cytosol
Molecular function (GO): ATP binding; protein serine/threonine kinase activity
Source: RefSeq, a predicted model, not a curated record